Molecule: messenger RNA, 4482 nt
Organism: Penicillium nucicola
Lineage: Eukaryota; Fungi; Ascomycota; Eurotiomycetes; Eurotiales; Aspergillaceae
Exons: 5
Coding region: 1-4482 (1493 amino acids)
Biological process (GO): transmembrane transport
Cellular component (GO): membrane; fungal-type vacuole
Molecular function (GO): ABC-type peptide transporter activity; ATP hydrolysis activity; ATP binding
Source: RefSeq, a predicted model, not a curated record
AUGCUCGGAUCAAGUAUGGAUCAGAUCCCUCUCACGACAAGCGAUAGGUGUGGUGAAUUCUGGGACUCGCAAAAUGCGUGGCUAUCACCUUGUGCCUUGCCGUACCUGGCCUGCAUCCCGGCAAUCUUUGUAUUGAUUGUGGCGUUAAACCAUUCACUUGGAUACUUUUUAAGGUGGCGCCCGAAGUGGACAGUUCCUUUUAUUUCAGAGCUUCGUGAUACUUGUGACUUUUCAUUAGAGGCGCCUAAACAGCCGCUGCGAUGGACUGUUGUCCUUCUUUUCUGUUCGGUUGUUGGUCUCUUAGCUGAGACUGUUCAAUUCGUGCCUCCGCAUAUCGAUGCGUCAGCUUUUGUCCUUGUUAUUUCAUGGGCUACUGCAACGAUUCUGAUCGCCACCAAGCGACCGAGGUCAUGUCCAAUUUCAAUGCUUGUAUAUUACGUCUUUGCAUUUGCAAUUGAGCUUUCGUUGGCUGCUCGCCCGGAGGUGUACUCAAAAUUCAAGACCGUCGCUAGGUUCAUUGCCGCCGGCGCAGCGGCUACAGCUUGCCUGACUAUCCUGUUGAUGCCAUUCCGAGAGCAAUCCCUUCAGCGAUGUGAUAUCAGCGCUGUUGGUCAACAGCCCUCUAGUGAAUUCCGCACGCCGGAGGAUAAUCUGAAACUUUGGCAGUUCUUGACUGUGUCUUGGAUGGCACCACUCAUUUCGACUGGAGGCAAAAGACAACUCAAUGAACAGGAUGUCUGGCAACUUGGAUUUGAAUUUCAGCAUAGACGGCUGCAUGAGAAAUUUCGCCGUCUUAGGGGGUCUGUCGUUAGUCGAUUGCUGAGAGCAAAUGGAAUUGAUGUCUUUAUCAUCUCUACCAUUUCAACCAUUCAGAUGAUAUGUGAAUUUUCUACCCCAGUGCUGUUGCAGCAACUGCUACAAGCUAUGAGUGAUCCCCGGCGACCAAAGCGUGUACCUUUGACCUAUGCGCUUUUGUCAUUUGCUCUGAGGCUAGUUGCAGCGCAAUCGCAGGUACUCCUUCUGUGGUAUGGUCGACGAUGCUAUGAGAGAUCGCGUGGUGAAAUGAUCAUGAUGGUCUAUGAAAAGGCCUUAUCAAGGAAGAAUGUUGUGGGACUGAUGGUUGAAGGCAAGCCAGAGGACCUCAAUGGAGAGGCGAAUGAAGCUGGAGAUGAAACUUCUCUCCAAGAGGAACAAACAUCUCCAACCAAAGAAGGGACAAGCUUUUGGCAACGCCUCAUAAAAAAGAGAGUCAAAAAAGAUGAGCCGAAGAAAAGCAAGGAAGCAACCUCCCUGGGAAAGAUUUUCAAUCUUUUACGAGGAGAUGUCUACGAGGUCGCACAAAGAUUCUGGGAGGUCGACUCCUUGAUAGACAAGCCACUAGGACUUGUGAUUGCCACAGUCCUUGUAUGGAAACUCUUCGGUCCAUCUUGUUUCCUAGGCAUUUUGGCCGUUCUAGUUGCGCAGGCGGUAAACGCUUUAAUAACCAGGGCACUGCUACGAUGGGAGCGAGUCAGGCGAACAGCGACAGAUAGCAGACUUCAAAUCACCUCUCAAUUUGUCGAAGCGAUUCGUCACUUACGGUGGUAUGGAUGGCAAAACCAUUGGCUUCAGCAAGUUAUGGAAGCUCGGCAACACGAACUGAAUAUUCGUAUCGUGACCAGUCUAUGGAGUAUUUUGAUUCGCUUUGUCAAUGCUUUUGCUAGUGGUGUUUUCCCAGUUGUUGCGCUGUACGCGUACACUUUUUUGGCUGGGCGUGAGUUGCGGAUUGAUAUCAUCUUCCCUGCAUUGCAGUUGUUCACGAUGCUGGAAUCUCGCCUGCGAGACAUCCCCGGACUUAUCACAUCGCUUAUCAAUGCAUUUAUUGCUCUAGGACGCAUUGAAGAUUUCAUGUCAGAGCCGGAUAAAGAAAGAGUGCCUUCUGAGCAGUUGGACACCACUCCCAUUUCAAUGCAGUCAUGCUCUUUUUCUUGGCCCGGGAAAGCUUCACCUGUUCUAAUUGACCUCAACAUUACUAUUCCUCGGGGAUUGACUGUUGUUACCGGAAAGGUUGGAGCAGGAAAGACUGCGCUCUUACAGGCUCUUCUAGGAGAGCUUGACAAACUCAAAGGGUCAUCCUAUAUCACGAACGAAAUGGUAGGAUACUGUGCUCAGACACCAUGGCUGCAAAGCAUGAGCAUCCGUGACAACAUUCUGUUUUCCGCUCCCUACCAUGAUCAACGCUACAAGAAAACAUUGGAAGCAUGUGCCUUACUUCCUGAUCUCGCUCAAUUCAAACACGGAGAUUUGUCUUUUGUUGGGGAAAAUGGUAUCGGUCUUUCUGGUGGGCAGAAGGCAAGAGUGGCUCUGGCGCGGGCUGUUUACAGUGCAUCCCGUAUUCUGCUUUUGGAUGAUCCCCUAUCCGCACUUGAUCACAAUACGGCUGAGUUAAUAGUGCGCAGGUGUCUCUUAGGGCCGUUGUUGAAAGAUCGCACUGUUGUUCUUGUGACGCAUCGCACCGCAUUGGUUCGCCAGAUUGCAGAUCAGAUUGUCGAUAUUCGAGACGGACAUGCGACUGUUUAUGAUAAAGAGGCACUCCGGGCAGACGGCAUUGAAUCUUCACUGCAGUUUUCUGACUCUGAAAGUGAUACAGAAACAGAACCAACAGCGGACGAAGAGACCGCUGCAGUUCCUGAUAAAUUUAUCGAGGAUGAGCACCGUGCUGAAGGAGGUGUCAAGGCUCGCGUAUAUUGGAACUAUAUCAGGGCCGGAAAAUACAGAUGGUGGCUUGCUCUCGUCCUGGUUCUAGCCAUAUACCGAUUGCUGGCCGUUGGGCAAUCCUGGUUCCUCAAAGGAUGGGGAGAGGCUUAUGAGCAGUCCGCCGUAUUCAGCACAAGCUCUUUCGGUUUUGACGGUAGAUAUCCCCAAAGCUCAUCCUUGGUGUCAACAUCAAAGAUAGACACAUUUUUCAUGCCUCAGAAUCCGAUGAUCCGACUUCCGUCUCCGCGCGAGGAUGUGCGUCCAUGGCUACGGGCCUUCUUUGGCAUCAUAUGUUUCCAAGCAGCGACGCUGCUCAUUGCUCAACUGCUCAUGCUGGUCAUCGUCUACUGCGCCGGGCAGUCGUUGUUCCGGCAAGUCCUUGUUCGUGUCAGCCACGCGACCUUCCGAUACCUGGAUACAAUCCCUCUUGGACGCCUGAUGAACCGUCUAACCUCUGAUAUUGGGGUCGUGGACGGCAACAUCAGUGAGCAGUUCCAAGUGAUCGCAUUCCAAGUCAUCACCUGGGUGUCAUCCGUGUUGGUAAUCGCAACUGCAACGCCAAUUUUCCUAACAUUCUCCCUCGCUCUUACAGUGGCAUUCGUUUUAGUCUUUUUGCGCUUCCUUCCAACCUCACAAAGUCUCCGCAGACUCGAAAUGGUCUCCCUAAGCCCACUAAUAUCCAACUUCGGCGAGCUACUCCACGGUCUAACAACCGUCCGAGCUUUCCACGCAGAAUCACGCUUCCAAGAUCGAGUCAUGUCCGUCGUUGACAAAUUCCAAGGGAUGGAUCAUUUCUAUUGGUCCCUACAAAGCUGGUUGAUGUACCGUUUCGAGGGCCUCUCCGCAAUUUCAACAUUUUGCCUCACAGCUCUGGCUCUAUACACCAAUACCUCACCAGGUCUAGUGGCAUUCGUACUCAUAGCCGCCAACAACUUUGUUGAAUCAACUCACUCCCUAUGCAAGCAAUACGGUCAACUCCAAAUGGAUUUUGUAUCUGUCGAGCGAAUCGACGAGCUUCUUCACAUCGAAGAGGAAACACCAGGAACGACCAACCCGCCAGCAUCGUGGCCAAAAUACAGCAGCGACAUCAUUUUCGAGAGCGCCACUUUCCGAUACGCACCCCAUCUCGAUCCCUCCCUCAAGGACAUAUCCCUCCGCAUUCCCGGCGGCUCAACAACCGCCGUCAUCGGCCGUACAGGAAGCGGCAAAUCAACACUGGCUAUGUCCCUCCUCAGCGUUAUAAGACCCGAGUCCGGCCGCAUCCUCGUCGACGGUCUGAACAUAGCAGAUGUCAAUACCCAAGCCCUCCGCACGCGCGUUACCUUCGUCGCACAGGAUCCAGUGCUGUUUCCCGGCAGCAUUCGACUUAAUCUAGAUCCCACAAGCGAAUACUCCGAUGAGCAAUGUACGGACAUCCUACAGCGUCUGUGUAGUCGACAUGGUUGGCAUCUCGAUACAUACAUUGAAGGCGGAGGUCGGAAUCUAAGCCAGGGUCAGCGUCAACUUAUCGCGCUCACGCGGGCUGUUCUGCGACGGAGCGCAAUUGUCAUUUUGGAUGAAGCGACGGCGUCUGUUGAUCAGGAGACUUCGCUUGAGAUUCAGCAGAUUAUUCGGGAGGAGUUGCACCUCUCGACUGUCAUCACUAUUGCGCAUCGGAUUGAGGCGGUGAAGGAUGCGGAUUACUUUGUGGUUUUGGAUCAGGGUCGUGUUUCGAGACAGGGACAUGUACGGGAUCUCGAGAUGUGA